This is a messenger RNA of Balaenoptera musculus (blue whale), 5783 nucleotides long. RefSeq names its product p21 (RAC1) activated kinase 3 (gene PAK3). The record is from RefSeq and is a predicted model, not a curated record. The transcript has 21 exons. Bases 1376 to 3055 code for a protein of 559 amino acids. Gene Ontology annotation, cellular component: cytoplasm. Lineage: Eukaryota; Metazoa; Chordata; Mammalia; Artiodactyla; Balaenopteridae. Gene Ontology annotation, biological process: intracellular signal transduction; regulation of axonogenesis; protein phosphorylation. Gene Ontology annotation, molecular function: ATP binding; protein serine/threonine kinase activity.
UGGCUGGACCAGUGGCAGAGCCCUGACACCCGGCGCACCGUGUACACGAUCCCGGCUCGCGAACCCGGACAAGUGGGUGUGUCGGGGCCAUUCCCGGAGGACCAGGGCCCCUUCGCUGGGUCAAGCCCUAGACUCGCUUACUGGGGCCUGGGCCGCUUGAGGCUAAAUCCGCCUCCGGAGCUACGUCAGGCUAAUCCAGUGCCAGACUCUGGACUUGAGGGUUCUGGGCUGUGGUCUGUAGAAGCGAAGGAGAGAAGGACUCAAAUCCAGGCCAACUGUAUGGCUGUCUGAGGUGUUGGAACAGAAGGAAGUCCAUUCCUGUCGGUGACAACACUGUGGCCCUGUUCUGGAAUGACCGAGGUGUAAAGUUGGGGAAUCAAUAGCGUUCCCACCGGUGAAACCCAACCUUCAGGAGCCAGUAGCUUUGGUCGAGGGAAGAAGAAGAAACUUGAUGAGCAGCGGCCUCUACAAAUGGCUCUUCCUCCUGGGUAAGGAGAAGGGAGUGGGGGACCAGGGCCCCAGAACGGACUGGGGGAGCUUCGAAUCUGGCCGAGACAGGUAGGUUGACUGCUUUUACCUGGGGUGGGCCAGGGCCAGGUCUGGGUCCCCUGCUCCAGGCAUGGGGGUAUCUCUGCCUGUGCUCAGAAAGAAAGCCCUCCUUCCCAGGGGCCCUGGGACCCUGUGCAGACCAGGGACGGCGAAAACCACUGCCCUAGAAGGUAAGUGAAGCUACUGAGGCAUCUAGGGUGCAGCUUAAGCUUCAGCUGCCCUGUUGUCCCCCAACCUCGCCACCGGCCAGAGGCUAGGCGGUUCCCUCUGCAGGGCCUGGGGUGAACUCGGCUGCCAGCUCAGCACUACGCGGCUUCUCCGGCAGGGGGCGGGAAAGGGCAGGCCGGGGCGCGCCCAGGGCCAGAGUCCUCCCUUUCAGGUGUGAAGCCUGGGCCUCGGAUCAAGUGACAGCCAUACAUUUCAAAUCUGAUUUAGGGGUACCAGAUGAACCCUCGGGUCUGGCAGUCUGUUUCCAUUUCCUCCCAGAAUGUGUCGCUUCCUCCCGCGCUCCGCGACUUUGGAAGGCGUUUGCAUUUACAUCCGCGGUGAUUACUGGAGUCACUAAUACAGCCUAACCCGGAGUUUAAUUGGAAACGUUAAUCAAUGCGAUGGAUCCGUGUCUGAUUUGCACAGUCGGUCAAUUAUCUGCAGGUUUCCCCCAAGAAAGAGCAGCUGAGUCCUUGCAUCUUGUGGCAGCUGGUGUGCCCAGCACUGAGCCCGUCGGAGCUGAAGGCAGCCCGGCCCCUUCUCAUGGGCAGCACCCACCUAUGCUGAGGUCCUGCAGCGGUGGCUGUGUGAGGAGCUGUGCAAUCUGUUGUAACUGAAAAUGUCUGACGGUCUGGAUAAUGAAGAGAAACCCCCAGCUCCCCCACUGAGGAUGAAUAGUAACAACCGGGAUUCUUCGGCACUCAACCACAGCUCCAAACCACUUCCCAUGGCCCCUGAAGAGAAGAAUAAGAAAGCCAGGCUUCGCUCUAUCUUCCCAGGAGGAGGGGAUAAAACCAAUAAGAAGAAAGAGAAAGAACGCCCAGAGAUCUCUCUUCCUUCAGACUUUGAACAUACGAUUCAUGUGGGGUUUGAUGCAGUCACCGGGGAAUUCACUCCAGAUCUCUAUGGCUCACAGAUGUGCCCAGGGAAGCUCCCAGAGGGAAUUCCUGAGCAAUGGGCACGAUUACUCCAAACCUCCAACAUAACAAAGCUGGAACAGAAGAAGAACCCCCAAGCCGUUCUAGAUGUUCUCAAAUUCUAUGAUUCCAAAGAAACAGUCAACAACCAGAAGUACAUGAGCUUUACGUCAGGAGAUAAAAGCGCACACGGAUACAUAGCAACCCAUCCUUCGAGUACAAAAACAGCAUCAGAGCCUCCGUUGGCUCCUCCUGUGUCUGAAGAAGAAGAUGAAGAAGAGGAAGAAGAAGAAGAUGACAAUGAGCCGCCGCCAGUCAUUGCACCGAGACCAGAGCAUACGAAAUCAAUCUACACUCGUUCCGUGGUUGAAUCCAUUGCUUCACCAGCAGCACCAAAUAAAGAGGUCACACCACCUUCUGCUGAGAACGCCAAUUCCAGUACUUUGUAUAGAAACACAGAUCGGCAAAGGAAAAAAUCCAAGAUGACAGAUGAGGAGAUCCUAGAGAAGCUAAGAAGCAUUGUGAGUGUUGGUGACCCAAAGAAAAAAUACACAAGAUUUGAAAAAAUAGGUCAAGGGGCAUCAGGUACUGUUUAUACAGCACUAGACAUUGCCACAGGACAAGAGGUGGCCAUAAAGCAGAUGAACCUUCAACAGCAACCCAAAAAGGAAUUAAUUAUUAAUGAAAUUCUGGUCAUGAGGGAAAAUAAGAACCCCAAUAUUGUUAAUUAUUUAGAUAGCUACUUAGUGGGUGAUGAACUAUGGGUAGUCAUGGAAUACUUGGCUGGUGGCUCUUUGACUGAUGUGGUCACAGAGACCUGUAUGGAUGAAGGGCAGAUAGCAGCCGUCUGCAGAGAGUGCCUCCAAGCUUUGGAUUUCUUGCACUCAAACCAAGUGAUCCACAGAGACAUAAAGAGUGACAAUAUUCUCCUUGGGAUGGAUGGCUCUGUUAAAUUGACUGAUUUUGGGUUCUGUGCCCAGAUCACCCCUGAGCAAAGUAAACGAAGCACUAUGGUGGGAACUCCCUACUGGAUGGCACCUGAGGUGGUGACUCGAAAAGCUUAUGGUCCAAAAGUUGAUAUCUGGUCUCUGGGGAUUAUGGCGAUUGAAAUGGUAGAAGGUGAACCCCCUUACCUUAAUGAAAAUCCACUCAGGGCAUUAUAUCUGAUAGCCACUAAUGGAACCCCAGAGCUCCAGAAUCCUGAGAGACUGUCUGCUGUAUUCCGUGACUUUUUAAAUCGCUGUCUUGAGAUGGAUGUGGAUAGGCGAGGAUCUGCCAAGGAGCUUUUACAGCAUCCAUUUUUAAAAUUAGCCAAGCCUCUCUCCAGCCUGACUCCUCUGAUUAUCGCUGCAAAGGAAGCGAUUAAGAACAGCAGCCGCUAGGACUGCAAGCCUUACCCCACACCAUCUCCCUCAUGAGUAAGACUGAAAUAAAACUCCACUGCAGGAAAGAUGGAAGAAAAGACAGUCGAAUGGGGUGGGGAUUCUUUAACUUUCAAAUGAAUAGAAACUUCUUAUAAGCCUUUUUCCUACUCCCUCAGAUUAUGUAAUUUAUUUGUAAGCCUGAAUCGCAGCCCAAACAGGGCAGCAAUGUCGAAGUGGCCAUAAAGUGGUCCCUUCUACCGUGAAGCGAAAGAGCCAGUAGUGAAUCCCCUCAUUUUGUGCAUUCACUUUGAAGAAAAAAGAUUUCUCAAAGAUGCACACUCCCUCUUCAUAGUGUUGUGUUUGUUUUUAAGUUAGAGAGUAGUCCCUCUUGCAUUCGAACCUCCUUCAAAACUCCUUACCCAAUGUGAUGUUUUUCACUUGCAUUGUCAUUAGAUGUCCAGAAAAAAAAAAAGAUGUCAAAACGUUUUUUUUUAAAAAAAAGAAAGUAAAAAACAAAAACAAAACAAAAAAAAACAAAAACAAAACAAAACAAAACAAAAAAAACCCCAGAGCAAGUACUGUGUGAACAUGUGGAAGUCCAUGCCCUAAUAGAGUUGAAAUUUUUUAUUCUUCUUCUAUAGUGGUGGCUCGGUUUGUGUACCUGUUUUUCUGCAUUUGUAUUGGAAAAGGUUUCUUUUACGACAUUUUCCAAAAGCAGAGAGGAAUAUGUGUGUUCAGGAAGGGCUUUUAAAAACUCUAUGUCUAAAUAAAGUUCAAAUGGUGAAAUCUUAUCACAUUUUCAUGAUGAUGCUUAAGAGGUAGUUGAUUUAUCAUUUGUAUAAACCAGCUCGUUCAUCUUCAUGAUACCUGAAAAAAGACACACCAAAACUAUGGCACUCCAGUUGGGUGAGCCCAGGUCUUAAACCUAGGAAAUCCUGAUAGGAGAAACCAUACUUAAACAAAGACGGGACUUUCUCCAAGAGCCAAAAGGAAGACAAUAGAAGCAUGCAAUACUGAAAUCCUUGUUGGACAGUAAACAAAGAUAACAAUACCUAAUUUAAUCCUGUCUUGUCCUUGUGGAAUGUAGGUAACUGUAAAAUAGGCACAACAGGAGGAAACAGACCCAUUAACCAACAUUUGCUGCUGAUAAAAAUUAUCUUGACAAUUUAUAACAUUAAAAAUUUUUUUAAAGAUCUGGAGAACAGAAAUAUUGUAAGCACUCAACUCUGUAAGAAAUGGGAGGUCAGUGAAAACUACAUCCCAGUCAACAUUAGGCUCUAAGUACUUGUGGCCAUUUUCCCAAUGUAUCACCAAUUUCUGUUUCUGGAUAUGGUGUGUUCAUACUUAGCCCUUUGGGCUUUUGAAUUUUAAAAACAUGUUUGUAAAGAUCUUGAAGUUCUCCAGUGAAAAGCAUUUGGGUUUGCAAUCAUAUACCCCAAGAAAUAUCAGUCCAACUGAAUUCCUUUUGUGGCUUGGGGAAAAUAUGAAAAUUUGACUAGUAUUUCGCCAUGUAUCAAUUUAUUAGAAAUUCAACAGUUGCCACUUCCUGAAUCUUCUGAGAGUAGAAAAAUAUCUGGAGGGUGUCUGCGUAGAAAAGGAUGUGCUUCUCUUUCGAGUGUAUUGUCAAUUUUAUAAAUUCUGCAUAGUUGUUUCUCUAAGCCUUUGAAAAGCUAGCAGUUUGUGCAGUAGAAGGCUUCUUGAUUUGUAGUAUGUCAAGAAUCUGAAUAGAACCUAUCUACAUCCAGCAAGAGAGGGAAAGAGAUCAAUGCCGUGGGCCUCUCUCCUUCUCUGCCUAGGCACAUCCGUCGAUAUAAUCAUCUAUCCAUUCCUUAAAAUGAAAGCACUUUCUUUAGAGAGUUUCUGCUGACCAUAUAGUGCACGUGUUUAUGUUUAGGAGAUGACGCCACUGGUGGAUUUCCUAUUGUCUUCUUUGACUAUGAAAUUUGGGAGGGGCUUGACCCCCCCCCGCCCCAAAAAUGUCCACAGUGGGAUAAAACAACAAACAUGAAAAGAUCAAAUGGUAAUAUUAAUUUGAAGCAUACUAUGUUAUACUUCACAAAAACGUGGCUGGGCCUGAAAAUUUUAAUGCCACACUGUUUUAAUGAGAGAGAGAGAGAGAGAAGCCUUAAUUUUGAUUUCAUUUAAAAUUAAGUAUUUUUUUAAUUUUUCAUUCAUAGUGCCAGAGAAUUCAAUGAAAUAAUACCUGGGGUGCAAAUAGAAUUCAGUACAUUGAUAACUAUACCCUGCCAGGGGAGAGAGCCCCAAACCUAGCUGGGAAGCCCUAGUUAUCUAUUAGCAUCCCUUAUAUGUCAGGAAGGCCUUUUGUUGGUGGGGGGAGACCUGGAGCAGGGAUCCUUCAGGUUGCUGUAGGCAGAGAAAUGGCUGCUCUUUCAUGCUUUCAAUUCAGCGUAUUAACAACAAGGAGCCUGGUACUACUUCACCACAGCCCGUUGUACCAAGAUUUUAUGAUAAUAUAUCCCAGUAGGCUUUACUCUUACAAACUUAUAUCUAUGUAAAUUUUAAAAUGAGAACAGCUUCUAAAAACCCUUCCCCGUGUUGGAGAGUUAUGUAUAUUUCUAAUAAGUAUUAGAAAGAAGCUGCUUCUCCUGCCAAAAUGAUGCUGAAGGAUUCACAUUUGGUAUCCUUGACCAAGUUGGACUCCAGAUGGUUAAUAGUUUAUUCCCUUUCCCUGGAUUUUUUUUUUUUUUAGCUCAUCUUGACACAGGUGAGUCUAUCCAGAUCUUUG